Penicillium oxalicum is the source of this 1428-nucleotide messenger RNA. RefSeq names its product damage-control phosphatase ARMT1 family protein. Gene Ontology annotation, cellular component: nucleus; cytoplasm. Bases 1 to 1428 code for a protein of 475 amino acids. The transcript has 6 exons. NCBI's taxonomy places the organism in Eukaryota, Fungi, Ascomycota, Eurotiomycetes, Eurotiales, Aspergillaceae. Gene Ontology annotation, molecular function: phosphatase activity. The record is from RefSeq and is a predicted model, not a curated record. Gene Ontology annotation, biological process: DNA damage response.
AUGGAAUUUGAUCCAAAGACACCCCAGUACCUCACCUCGGACCCAACGAGCUUCGCAUCCGUCUCGGCGGACGACCGAUGGCCCGUUAUUAUUACUGGUGCUAUUGACGACCUGGCUCGGACAGUCAGCACUGUUUCGAAUGAUGACAAGGCAAAGGAAGGCAAGAGCAUCAUUGAGAAACUGGCGACUUUGAAGUACGAGUUGCAGCAUGACCGGCAGUUAAGCCCUCUCGAAGAUGAUGGCGCGUCAGACAUCGCUUCAUACAACGAAGAGCUUAAGCAGCGUGGAAAUCCGAAGUGGCAUGAUGCACCUUGGCUGUUUACUGAGUGUUAUCUCUACCGCCGGAUGGAGACCUUUUUCGCUCUCUCAGAGCACUGGAAGGGUUACGAUGUCUUCGCGCGCCAGAAGAUGUCCACCUUCAAGUCUUCCCGACCUGCUGUGCUAGAGCUCGCCGCGCGGUACCGAGAAUUAGCCCACGAGGUAGAGACUGGAAAGGGAGUGGAUGGAAGAUCUGCGGAACAGGUCGAGCAAGCUGAGAAGCUCCUCUUCUCUGAGAUGUGUGAAAUUUGCUUGUGGGGGAAUGCCACCGAUCUCUCUCUACUGACCUCUCUCACAUACGAGGAUAUUCAGAAGCUACAGGGGUCAGAUGCGCGACAAGCAUCGCAGAAGAAUAUCCUCGUAAAUGACCUCGAGGCUGCUUUCAGUGUCAUGCAGAAGGCCCGUGCAGAGAAGAAGAAUGGCGAUCGCCGCGUCGACAUUGUUCUGGAUAACUCUGGAUUUGAGCUGUUUGUUGAUCUCAUUUUGGCCGGAUACCUGUUGACCGUCGGUUUGGCUACGACUGUUGUUCUGCAUCCCAAGAAUAUGCCCUGGUUCGUCUCAGAUGUGACGCCGAGUGACUUUUCUGACCUGCUCCACUCCAUGGUCGACCCACAGGCGUUCUACAUUAAGCCUGACGAUUCAGGCAAGACAUAUCAGCCGCUAUCUGCGAAGCAAGUAGAAGAUGUGAAGUUCUUGUUUAAUCAGUGGUGCGAUUUCCACCAAGAUGGCAAGCUUAUUAUGCGACCUCACUCGUUCUGGACUACACAGGGCUCUUUCUGGCGAAUGCCCCAUGUUGCACCGGAGCUUUUCGAAGAUCUGAAGGAAAGUGAGCUUGUCUUGUUCAAAGGCGACUUGAACUACCGCAAGCUCGUCAACGAUGCUCAAUGGGACCCCACGACCCCUUUCACCACCGCUAUCGGACCCUUGGGACCAAAGUCGGGGGUUCGGGUGAUGGCAUUCCGCACCUGCAAGGCUGAUGUGGUUGUUGGUUUACCUCCAGGCGAGGACGAAAAGCUACGUCAGCUUCCCGGCGGUGGGGGCAAUGAGUCGCGAAAGUGGGCUUGGUCUGGAAAAUGGGCCGUUAUAUCGUUCUGUGAUGGCAAAGCUUAA